Messenger RNA from Paraglomus occultum, 1657 nucleotides. The record is from the annotation of a GenBank genome assembly. Lineage: Eukaryota; Fungi; Glomeromycota; Glomeromycetes; Paraglomerales; Paraglomeraceae.
AUGAAGCUGAAGCGCCAAUGCUGUGAAGCUUUGCGAUAUCCAGGGUACUGGGCACGGAUGGAAGUACCUUCACUUGAGUCCUUCCUUCGUUUCCGCCAAGGGUUCAACCAAAAACCCAUGCUAGAUAGAAUAACAGAACAUCAUUCGUAUGAACGCGAACUAAAAACGAUUAAAACGUACUAUCCGACUGGUCGGGUCAGCGAGCUCGUGUCGAAGGCGCUCACGUCUUUGCCGUCCGAGAUAAAGUCACUGGCUACACAAGCCUUUUGGAACCAGCAGGCACAGCUGCAAACACUCAAUGAAAAGCUUCGAGUCGAAAAGUUGCGCGGUGCCACAUUGCUCCUUGAAAGAGGGAAUGACUACUUGGAGAAAUCUGCCGUCGCGACCCAAGAAAUCCAACUGCAGACAGUACAGUCGUUAAUCAGUGCAGGCGCAGAAGGGGACCACGACGAUGGUCAAGAAGAAGUACCCAGUUUUCCGUUAAAUAGUCUGCAACAGGAAGUCCAUUUUGAUUAUGAAGCCCAAGAAUCAGUCGAUGAGAAUGAGAUAUCAUUUGGCGAAAAGAUAACUGCGUGCGAUGAUGAAAAUUACCCGUCUUCUGAUGACGUCGAUUGGGAAGGCGUGCAAAAGCGGGUAGAAAAUUAUCGUAAUAGUAUUGCCGUGGACAAGCGUCUGUACAAUCCGCUCUAUUAUUACGUCAUUGACCACUCAAGGCAACACAUCCCAACGAACAAUGUAUUAGAUACAGAUUUUCAAAAAAUAAGCAAUCAAGCGAAUAUCGCAUUCGAUGUUGAAUCUUGGGCAUUGUCCGAAGACGAAGGCAGAUUCGUGGACCGUCUUGUGACAUCCGAUGACGUCGAUAAUGUACCUUUGCAAGAAGGCAACGACAUACAUAUAAAGAAUUUAGUGCGAACCCUAAAGGUGAACCAUGCAAGGAAUCGGGAAUUCUUAUCGGAAACGCACCAUGCCAUAAGGAACUUACUCCCAUUUGUAGACGCAACGAUGGACCGACGUGGUUCAAAAUUAUAUAGAGUCGAUUGGGGUGAACAAACACUCUAUGCGUCUGCGGAACGUCGAAAUAAAAUGAGGGAUCCACAGCUGAGCUCGCUGGUGGGAGUGAAGCCUGAUUGUAAGAUGGUUUGCACGACGGCAUCGUGGAGAGUGGAAAUAGGCGUUGGGGAAGUCUCUGGGGGGUUGCCCGAAUGUUGUCAUGCUAAGCUGUGGCACGACAAAGUAAAGCUGGCGCUCGAACUUCGUGACAUGUGCGUGAGCAUACAAAACCGUUUGGGUCGCAUUGUUCCAGUUUUUGGUUGGCAAUUACAAGGAUUUCAUUUGAAGGUGUAUGGCAUGACCCUGCACCAGGGUUUUUUCCAUCUGAAACUUCUCCACGAAAUCGAUUUGCCGAGCGGCGAGGACGACUUGUAUCUUGUCGAGGAUGGCAUUAGAGUGUUUCGCGCGUUCAACAGUAAGAUGGAGGAUACGGUUAAACGUAUCAGGGGAAUUCUGAAAGAAAAAACGAACGCCACGCGUAAACGGAAGACCAAUACUUUGGACGCGAGUAUGCAACGACCUAUAACGCCGCCGCCAUUGAAUCAGCCACCGAUCGUGCUGACACCAGCUCAGAAACAGCGCAAACGAAUGGAAGACGAAAACGAUU